Brassicogethes aeneus is the source of this 510-nucleotide messenger RNA. NCBI's taxonomy places the organism in Eukaryota, Metazoa, Arthropoda, Insecta, Coleoptera, Nitidulidae. The record is from the annotation of a GenBank genome assembly.
CGUUUUUGAGCACAAAGGUUCUUUUUUGUAAUUUGUGCGGUUUUUUUUGGUAAAAAUGUCGACUACAAGCAAAGUUCAAGUGAUAAAUUUAUAUAGAUCCUUAAUUAGAGAGUCCAAGAAAAUACCUGCGUACAAUUUUAGAAAUUAUGCUGUGCGUAAAAUAAGGGAUACUUUUAAGGAAAAUAAAGGGUUGACGGACCCGAAUAGAAUAUCUCAACAGAUUGCUGAAGCGCAGAAAAAUCUAGAAGUUAUUAAAAGACAAGCUUUAAUAGGACAAAUGUACAGCACUGAUAAGUUGGUUAUUGAAACUAUACGCACAAAUAAAAGAUAAAUACUCUAAAAAGUGACUUUAAGUAAUUGUGGGGCCUUUAUUUUGUACAUGUAUUAGAAAUUUGAAACUCAUGAUUGUAACUUUGUAGAAGUAAGUCAAUUUAUUAUUUUAUGUAGAUUAUUGUAAGAAUGUAAAUAGUUUUAAUUAAUGUGCGGAGAUUAUUAAAAAAUAAUACAAUU